This is a messenger RNA of Triticum urartu, 1638 nucleotides long. RefSeq lists its product as uncharacterized. NCBI's taxonomy places the organism in Eukaryota, Viridiplantae, Streptophyta, Magnoliopsida, Poales, Poaceae. Gene Ontology annotation, molecular function: protein binding. The record is from RefSeq and is a predicted model, not a curated record.
ACUCACGCUUGUUUCAUCUUCCUCGCCGCUCUUUCUUCUUCUCGAUUCAAAACUCCAAGCCCCUUCUCCCCUCCCCACCCCACCCCCCAAAACCCUACCACAUCCUCCUCCACCGGCGCCAGCCAUGGCGUCGCGUCGCUCCCGUGACGCCCGCGACCCGGUGCUGGACAUGGUCUUCCAGGCGGCCUCCGACGACAACCUCCCCCUCUUCAAGGCGCUGGUCACGGUGCUGGACAUGGGCAGGGGCCGCCCCAAGGAGGCGAUUGAGGCGUUGAGGGUGCAAGAGGCUGGGAAGCUCCAAGGUUUCAGCGCGCUGCACGUCGCCGCCACUAGAGGGAGCCUGCGGGUGUGCAGGUACCUCGUCGAGGAGCUGCUGAUAGAUGUGGAUCUGGUCGACAAGGAAGGUAGAACACCUCUGUUGUUUGCAACAUACCACAAUGGGGGUACUGCCGAGUAUCUUCUUGAUCAUGGUGCUGAUCAAGACAAAGCCAAUAAUGAUGGGAUUUCCCUGUUACAUUAUGCCGCUGAAUCAGGCAAUUGUGAAAUGCUAGAGCUUUUGCUUGCAAAAGGAGCUUAUGUUGACCCGGUAGCUCCUCAUGGAACACCACUUCAUGGUGCUGCUGGUGAAGGGCAAUAUGGUGCUGUGAAGAUUUUAUUGGACCACAAUGCAGAUUACAACAAGAUGGUAAAUGGUGUGACACCUCUUAUGGCUGCUAGAGAUGCCAACUCAACGGAAUGUAUCAAGCUCCUAGUUAAGGUUCAGGAGGAGCCCAUGCUUAAACGGGAAAUCAUGGCAUCAGAGCUUAUAUCACUAGGGAGUAUCUCUUUAAAGAAGAAAGAUUAUGCUGUUGCAGCAAAAUUGUACAGUCGGGCAAUGCAGCUUGAUCCUGAUGAUGCAGUCUUGUUCUCAGACAGGAGCUUUUGUUGGCUUCACAUGGGCGAUGGAAGAAAGGCUUUGCUAGAUGCUAAUAAAUGCAGAAAAAUGCGGCCUCACUGGCCAAAAGCUUGUCGCCAGCAGGGUGAAGCUCUGAUGCUACUGAAGGACUAUGAGGGCGCAAGUGAACGGUUCUUGGAUGGUCUCAAAUUGGACCCAGUGGACACUGACAUUGAGGAUGCAUUACGGGAAGCUAUGAAGUCCUUGAAGACGUCUCGGAGCACGAAAGCCAGGUGACUGUUUGGGUGUCGCAGGGAAAUCAGUUGAAGACUUGAAAAUGGCUCAGGAGUUUCUUCAUUGCGCAAAGACUGGUUUCCUUUAUUAGAAAGUAAAGCGAAGUGUCUGAUGAGAGUAUUACCGUUGCAAGUUUGUAUGAGCUUGGCUGUUGAUCAAUGCAGUAAUGUUGGUGGAAGCUCGUCAGUUGCCACCUAUCUAUCCUAUGUCAGGUUUGCGGGUCUUGUGUGAAGCUCACUCGCCCGCAGCACGCCGUGUGCCGCGUCCACCAAAAGAUCGCAGCCUUUGCAUUUGUCUUGUUAGUACAAUGUAUGUAGUGACGACGGAGGAGAGGGAUAUGUUUUGUUGGUUUUCUUCGUCCUGUGGCUGCACAAGAAGAGGAGAGCUAGUAUAUAUAUAUACAAAACCUUUUAUGGUAUCAGUAAACUGUUAGCCGAGUUUAAUAGUUUCUGCAUAUAUUUGGAUGUUCA